GUUAUUCCUAAAAGGUGAAUAAGAGCAAAUAAGAGUUUCAACUAAAAUCCAUGUAGACCUUGCCUGUCGUUGUCCACCGUGUGAUCCGGUCGUCGAAAGAGAGUUCCAACGAAAACUUACGGUGACCCUGCCGUGGCUCUACUGUGACGCGCGGCCGCUGCCACCGUGACCAUGUCUUCAAGGGGAAGCUCCAAUAAAAACUCACGGUGAUGUUAAUAUGCUAAAUGCUCUUUGUCAGUAAUCUUGGCAGUGCAAGCUCUCUUCCAGAUCAAAAACAUUCUGACAGAUCAAGUCUCUUUGAUUUGUUCACUCUAAAGGCAUGAGAUUGUUUUUUGAGUGGGAAUAGGUGAAUUUCGGUUAUUGUGUCUUCAAUCCUUAUUUUCCACACACCAAUUCAGCCUGUCAAUGCUCUUGGUGCAGCCAUUGCAAUUCUUGGUACCUUCCUCUGUUCACAGAGGUAGAGUAGAAACAUCAUCAGAUUGAUAUCCAUUUGCACCCAACUCUUCUGUAUCUGAUGAAUUUGUAUGGAAGAAAGCUUAAGAUGUUCACAUAUAUAAUAUGAUCCGAUACAGCAUAUACACACCGUGGCUGUGUAAACAGACUCAAUGGAGAUAUUUGGUGUUCGCAUUAUUUCUUUGGUACUUUUCUUGAUGCUUACUAAAAACUUAAGUUGCAAUGCUUUUGGUGGGAGUAUGAUGGAUGAGGAAUCACUCAAGGAAGGCCAAAAUGACACGGGAAAUUCUGUCUCAAAUUAUGGUGAAAUGAGGGGCGUGGAAGAUGAUGAUUGGCAGAUGGUGCAAAAGAAGGGAAACCAAUUUGUGGUGAAUGACAAACCUUUCUAUGUGAAUGGAUUCAACACAUAUUGGCUUAUGGUAUUUGCUGCAGACGAGUCCACCAGAGGAAAGGUCACUGAGGUGUUCAAGCAGGCAUCCUCAGUGGGUAUGACAGUUUGUAGGACGUGGGCCUUCAAUUACGACCAAUGGAGGGCCCUACAGAAAUCUCCAUCAGUUUAUGAUGAAGAAGUCUUCAAGGCCCUGGACUUUGUGGUGAGUGAAGCAAAGAAAUACAAAAUCAGGCUUAUAUUAUCAUUGUCUAACAACUGGGAGGUAUAUGGAGGCAAAGCACAAUAUGUGAAAUGGGGAAACGCUGCUGGCCUUAACUUGACCUCUGAUGAUGACUUCUUCUCACAUCCAACUCUUAGAAGCUACUACAAGGCCCAUGUUAAGACUGUGCUCAAAAGAGUUAACACAUUCACAAAUAUCACAUACAAGGAGGAUCCAACAAUUUUUGCUUGGGAAUUGAUGAAUGAGCCUCGUUGCACCUCAGAUCCCACAGGUGACAAGUUACAGGAUUGGAUUGAAGAAAUGGCAUUCCAAUUGAAGAAAAUUGAUCCAAAACACCUAGUAGAGGUUGGACUAGAAGGAUUUUAUGGUCCAUCAACACCUCAGAGAACUCAGUUCAAUCCCAAUACAUAUGCUACACAGGUUGGAACUGAUUUUAUAAGGAAUCACCUGGCUCUUGGUGUGGACUUCGCUUCUGUUCAUAUAUAUCCUGAGUAUUGGAUUUCACAACAAAUUGCUGAUUCUCAUCUCUCAUUUGUAAAAUCAUGGAUGGAAGCCCACAUAGAUGAUGCUGAAAAGCAUCUUGGAAUGCCAGUUGUUUUUGCUGAGUUUGGUGUAUCUUCCAAAGACCCUGGCUACAAUUCAUCAUACAGAGAUACACUCAUAAGUAGUGUGUACAAUACCAUCCUAAACUCCACAAAGAAAGGAGGGAGUGGGGCUGGAAGCCUUUUGUGGCAAUUUUUUCCUGAUGGAACUGAUAACAUGGAUGAUGGCUAUGCAAUUGUUCUCUCAAAAUCUCCCUCCACCGCAAACAUUAUACAGCUUCAAUCCACUAGGCUUGCGAUGUUCAAUUCCAUGUGCAAUACUAAAUGCAAUUGGGGAUGUAAGAAAAACUUGUUGAACAACAUACUCAAUUACGUUGACCUAUAACACAAUGUGUGGAAAGUUUCCAAUUGUAAUGCUGUGGUCCUAUAAAACCAUGCAUGGAUAAAUAUGUGAUUUACCAUAACUUCUGUAAUGAACAAUGCUUUAAUUUGUAUAUUGUGGCAUUAUGGUCA
Vigna radiata var. radiata (mung bean) is the source of this 2119-nucleotide messenger RNA. RefSeq names its product mannan endo-1,4-beta-mannosidase 6-like. The coding region runs from base 606 to 1991 and encodes 461 amino acids. The record is from RefSeq and is a predicted model, not a curated record. Lineage: Eukaryota; Viridiplantae; Streptophyta; Magnoliopsida; Fabales; Fabaceae. Gene Ontology annotation, molecular function: hydrolase activity, hydrolyzing O-glycosyl compounds. The transcript has 9 exons.